AUGGCACCAUCCGCGGCCAUGCACAGCCAUCACCUCGGCGCGCGCGGCACCGGCGGCCUUCUCGACCUCUCCGGCAUCCCGCCGCAGCAGCAGCAUCUACCCAGACAAGGUCUCCGUCUACCACCGCCUCACCCACCGGCCCUCCGAGUCGCCCGCGCCGCCGACGAGCCUGAUCCUCGAGUGCGUGGUCCUGUCGCACAACCACCGCCGCAUCGCGGCCCGCGUGUUCGAGGACAUCGCCAUCUACGACUACAGGCGGGCGGCCAAGACGGCGAUGCCGGCGUUCAUGCACGCCAUGCUGGACCGGACGUGGGACGAGCAGGUGGCGGCGGCGGGGCGCAGCCGGCGGCGGAUCUGGGAGCUCGUGGCCGAGGUGGAGGCGCUGGAGGGGGAGACGUGGAACCGCGAGGGCGCCGUGGAGGACCUGGGGAGCGCGGCGACGAAGAGGUGAGCUCGCUGGCAUGUGUGUUUCUGGCUGGAAGGGCCGGGGCCGGGUGUAGAUAUGGUGGCCCUGCGCACAGCUAG
Thyridium curvatum is the source of this 525-nucleotide messenger RNA. RefSeq lists its product as uncharacterized. The transcript is spliced from 2 exons. NCBI's taxonomy places the organism in Eukaryota, Fungi, Ascomycota, Sordariomycetes, Thyridiales, Thyridiaceae. Bases 1 to 525 code for a protein of 174 amino acids. The record is from RefSeq and is a predicted model, not a curated record.